Molecule: messenger RNA, 761 nt
Organism: Vigna unguiculata (cowpea)
Lineage: Eukaryota; Viridiplantae; Streptophyta; Magnoliopsida; Fabales; Fabaceae
Source: RefSeq, a predicted model, not a curated record
UAACUUGGAGUUUCUAAUGCUCUUAGUUCAGUGAAAUAACUUCUUCUUCUACCUAAACCCAAAACUUGAGCCUAAUAAUGGAUCCCACACAGAUGAAGAAGAUUCAAGCGAUGAAGAGGUACAAGAAGCAGCAGUUCCUGAACAAUUUGUAUGUAUAUUUUGUGAGUGCCUUAACUUGCAGUGUCUUCUGUUUUGUGACCUUCUGCAUGCCCUAUCUUUCUUCUCUUCUGCGGGUCUUUUUCUUGGUCCACAUCUCAAGUUUAGUACCAGUUUUGUUGAGCUCAAAGCUCUUGUUCAUCAUAGGCAACCUUAUAAUUUUUUUCCUUGUGGUAAACUCGAGAAUCCUUUCCUCGGAUCCCUCUUCAACUCCUGUUGUUUACUAUGAUGAGUACAUUCGGAGCAGUCAAACCCCAAAACCUCGUGUUACAACAGUUGAGGUCUGCAACCAAGGUAAAGCUUUAUUGGAGAAACAUGUUGUCGGGGAAAAUUUGGACAUCAACAGCACUGAGAAAGGCACCGAAACAUUCAAAGAAGACGAUGACAACAUAGAUGCAGGCGAUGGACAACGUUUGAUUCCUUCAUGUUUGAUUCCUUCUUGUUCCGAUGAAUUGAACAAAAGGGCCGAUGAUUUUAUUGCAAGAGUCAAUAGGCAGAGAAGGCUUGAACUUAGCCUUCUCAAUUAUGGUGGUAGUUACUAAGUAUAUGGUGCUGCUGUAUAGUGCAAAAAUAUCUUGAUCUCAACUAGAUUAUUUUCUUCAAAA